CAGGAACGGCAAGCACGUGCUGGUUGCCUACAUCAUGAAGCCCAAGGCGGGCUAUGACUACUUGGCCACCGCUGCCCACUUUGCCGCGGAGUCCUCCACUGGUACCAACGUGAACGUGUGCACCACUGAUGACUUCACCAAGUCUGUGGAUGCCCUGGUGUACUACAUCGACCCUGACAACGAGGAGAUGAAGAUCGCCUACCCAACUCUCCUGUUUGACCGAAACAUCACUGAUGGCCGUGGCAUGAUGUGCUCUUUCUUGACUUUGGCCAUCGGAAACAACCAGGGUAUGGGUGACGUGGAGUACGGCAAGAUCUACGACUUCUACCUGCCACCCGCAUUCCUCAGGCUGUAUGAUGGCCCCUCCGUGAAUGUGGAAGACAUGUGGCGCAUCUUGGGCCGUGGCACCACCAACGGUGGUUUGGUGGUUGGCACCAUCAUCAAGCCAAAGCUGGGUCUGCAGCCCAAGCCUUUCGGUGAGGCGUGCUACUCCUUCUGGCAGGGAGGUGACUUCAUCAAGAACGACGAGCCCCAAGGCAACCAGGUGUUCUGCCAGAUGAACGAGUGCAUUCCUGAGGUGGUGAAGGCCAUGAGGGCUUGCGUCAAGGAGACAGGCAGCUCCAAGCUCUUCUCCGCCAACAUCACUGCAGAUGAUCCUGAGGAGAUGAUUGCCCGCGGCAAGUACAUCAUGUCUCAGUUCGGUCCUUUGUCCGAGAACUGCGCAUUCUUGGUGGAUGGCUAUGUUGCAGGUGGAACUGCAGUGACCUGCUGCAGGCGCAACUUCCCCAAGCAGUUCUUGCACUACCACCGAGCCGGCCACGGUUCAGUGACCAGCCCCCAGACCCAGCGUGGUUACACUGCCUUUGUGCACACCAAGAUCUCCCGAGUCAUCGGUGCUUCUGGCAUCCACGUGGGCACCAUGAGCUUCGGCAAGAUGGAGGGUGAUGCCUCCGACAAGAACAUUGCUUACAUGCUGCAGGAUGACGAGGCCGAUGGUCCUUACUACCGACAGGAGUGGCAGGGCAUGAAGGAGACCACCCCCAUCAUCUCUGGUGGCAUGAACGCCCUGCGCUUGCCAGCCUUCUUCGAGAACCUGGGACACUCCAACGUGAUCCUGACUGCCGGCGGUGGCUCCUUCGGUCACAAGGAUGGCCCCAAGAUUGGUGCCAUCUCUUGCCGUCAGGGUGAGGAGGCCUGGAAACAGUGGAAGGCCGGCCAGUUCGGCAACAUUAGCUUGAGCGAUGGUGUGAUUGAGUAUGCCAAGACCCACGAGGAGAUCAAGGGUGCUUUCUUGACCUUCCAGAAGGAUGCGGACCAGAUCUACCCUGGAUGGAAGGAGAAGCUUGGUUACACCGGCGAGUCCUCCGUGCAGGCUGCAUCCUUCGACUGGGCCAAGCGUGCUUCUGCUGCAGCCUUCGUGGGUGCCAGCGUUGCCCCUGCCAAGAAGGAGAACGUGGUUGCCCGCCAGGCUUUGGAUCAGUCCAGCCGAUAUGCUGACCUUUCCCUGGAUGAAGACACCUUGAUCAGGAACGGCAAGCACGUGCUGGUUGCCUACAUCAUGAAGCCCAAGGCUGGAUACGACUACUUGGCGACUGCUGCCCACUUCGCCGCGGAGUCCUCCACAGGAACCAACGUGAACGUGUGCACCACUGAUGACUUCACCAAGUCUGUGGAUGCCCUGGUGUACUACAUUGACCCUGACAACGAGGAGAUGAAGAUCGCCUACCCAACCCUCUUGUUUGACCGCAACAUCACCGAUGGCCGCGGCAUGAUGUGCUCUUUCUUGACUUUGGCCAUUGGCAACAACCAGGGUAUGGGUGAUGUGGAGUACGGCAAAAUCUACGACUUCUACCUGCCUCCCGCAUUCCUCAGGCUGUAUGAUGGUCCCUCCGUGAACGUGGAGGACAUGUGGCGCAUCCUGGGCCGUGGCACCACCAACGGUGGUUUGGUGGUUGGCACCAUCAUCAAGCCAAAGCUGGGUCUGCAGCCCAAGCCUUUCGGUGAGGCGUGCUACUCCUUCUGGCAGGGAGGUGACUUCAUCAAGAACGACGAGCCCCAAGGCAACCAGGUGUUCUGCCAGAUGAACGAGUGCAUUCCUGAGGUGGUGAAGGCCAUGAGGGCUUGCGUCAAGGAGACAGGCAGCUCCAAGCUCUUCUCCGCCAACAUCACUGCCGAUGAUCCUGAGGAGAUGAUUGCCCGCGGCAAGUACAUCAUGUCUCAGUUCGGUCCUUUGUCCGAGAACUGCGCAUUCUUGGUGGAUGGCUAUGUUGCAGGUGGAACUGCAGUGACCUGCUGCAGGCGCAACUUCCCCAAGCAGUUCUUGCACUACCACCGAGCCGGCCACGGUUCAGUGACCAGCCCCCAGACCCAGCGUGGUUACACUGCCUUUGUGCACACCAAGAUCUCCCGAGUUAUCGGUGCUUCUGGCAUCCACGUGGGCACCAUGAGCUUCGGCAAGAUGGAGGGUGAUGCCUCCGACAAGAACAUUGCUUACAUGCUGCAGGAUGAUGAGGCCGAUGGUCCUUACUACCGACAGGAGUGGCAGGGCAUGAAGGAGACCACUCCCAUCAUCUCUGGUGGCAUGAACGCCCUGCGCCUGCCAGCCUUCUUCGAGAACCUGGGACACUCCAAUGUGAUCCUGACUGCCGGCGGUGGCUCCUUCGGUCACAAGGACGGCCCCAAGAUUGGUGCCAUCUCUUGCCGUCAGGGUGAGGAGGCCUGGAAGCAGUGGAAGGCCGGCCAGUUCGGCAACAUUAGCUUGAGCGAUGGUGUGAUUGAGUAUGCCAAGACCCACGAGGAGAUCAAGGGUGCUUUCUUGACCUUCCAGAAGGAUGCGGACCAGAUCUACCCUGGAUGGAAGGAGAAGCUUGGUUACACCGGCGAGUCCUCCGUGCAGGCUGCAUCCUUCGACUGGGCCAAGCGUGCAUGAUCUGUAGCGCAGCAUGCCGUCAAAUUAGGUAUACAAAGGUGAAUGAAUAGAGCCCUACUUGCACUUUGCCAUGGAGGCUGAGGCUCAUUGCCUCAAUUUGAUUUUAUUGUUGGUGACUUUUGUCAAAGAUUGAGUUUGAAGUUGGAAUCGCUGAAGCAGAUUCCUAUGCCUUUGGCGUUGCGCAGACGCCUGAGGGCUCAAAGAAGCGCACGAGCAUUCAAAAUCGAAUCCUUUUACAUAGAAUUCUCCCAACAUCUCAACUUCUCAACGCUGCCAAAAUGCGUUCCGAAAA
Cladocopium goreaui is the source of this 3221-nucleotide messenger RNA. Lineage: Eukaryota; Dinophyceae; Suessiales; Symbiodiniaceae. The record is from the annotation of a GenBank genome assembly.